GUAAUCUGUUAUAUUCUUUCUUUUCAGAUGCCACGUUUUCAACCAGAUAACUAUUAUCUAGGUAUUUUGUUCCUCUGUGUUCCAUUCCAGUAUUUUCUAGUAUACUACUGGAAUAGCAAUGAGGUAUCGCGAACUCACGCCAUUAAUCAGUUUAUUAAAAAUCUAGUCCAGUUUAAGCAGACAUUUUUUCAUUGGAGUUCCUGGGAGAAAUGGUGUUCAAAUUUUUUAUCGUCUUUCUGGAAUGAUGGUUUCCCCGAUAAAAGUCUUUACGAUAGCGACGACCUUCAAGCAGAAUCACCGGCAAUAGAAGUGAUGAAGUUUAAACAGAAGCAUGGCUACUUUGCUUCUUCACCCGAGCCACGUAAUCCACGAUCGCCCAACGUAAAAUAUCGUAUAGGACAAGUAAUCAUUCACAAAAAAUGGAAUUAUCGUGGAGUGAUAAUAGGAUGGGAUGAAAAAGCCAAAGCACCUGAAGAAUGGUUAAAAAUAAUGCAUGGAGCUGAACAUCCUCACUGGAGAAAAAUGCCAAAUUACGCAAUCCUUGUAGAUUCUAGAGAUAGAAGCAGACCACAGAUUACUUACGUACCUGAAGAAAAUAUUGAAGUAGUAAAAAACACAAGGAUAUUAAAUCAAGAUCUAGAAGACUAUUUUGAACAUUUUGAUGGUGCUCAAUAUAUUCCUCGUCCAUGGUUACGAUCGCUUUACCCUCUCGAUUACUGAGUGAAAACACUUCAACACGGUUCUGUUAAUGCAUUUUAAGCAUACUUACCUUCUAUCAUUUGUGUGAUAAUGAAAGUCAAAGAUCUGCAGUCGGACCUAAAAAUGUUUUAAAAUUAAAUUGUCAUCACUAUCACACAAAUAAUUAAGGGAAUCUAUUGUAAACGUAGGUCUGCAUAUAAGAAAUCGGUUUAAAAUAUAUAUUUUACAAUAAUUAGACACUGUUGAGAUUGUUUAAACAAAGAUUUUAUUUAUAUAACAUCAAGAAUUGUAUUGCUUACAUUAAAAAAAAAGAUACAUUUAUGCAUUUAUGCUUCCAGAAAAAGAAUAUAAAUAUUAGACAGUCGAAUCUAUGCAAAGUUAGGUAAAACAUUUCAAAUGUCUCAUAUUUUUUUGCCACGUAAAUUGGAAAAUGAGCUUUGCUGAAGAGAGAGAGAGACUGUGCAGCAUUAAAUUCAAUUAGCUCUUAAACCAGAUAAAAGUGUCGCAUUUCUAAAUAAUCUUAAAAGUGACUCUAAUGCAUUUUUUAAAAAAUGGAAAAUUCGGUCCUUUAAAAUAUUCUAAAUGCACAAAAGCUUAUCGAACAAUCAAUAAAUAACAUGUAAAGAUAUAUUUUGAAUAAAUAUCCGAAAGAAAAUCUUAAGUUA
Molecule: messenger RNA, 1364 nt
Organism: Centruroides sculpturatus (bark scorpion)
Lineage: Eukaryota; Metazoa; Arthropoda; Arachnida; Scorpiones; Buthidae
Exons: 6
Coding region: 28-720 (230 amino acids)
Molecular function (GO): DNA binding
Source: RefSeq, a predicted model, not a curated record